Molecule: messenger RNA, 1068 nt
Organism: Peniophora sp. CBMAI 1063
Lineage: Eukaryota; Fungi; Basidiomycota; Agaricomycetes; Russulales; Peniophoraceae
Source: the annotation of a GenBank genome assembly
AUGCCGCCCGUCGCUCAAUCCCUGCCUGGAUAUGCGCCCGAGGAUUUUGUUCGGGUGCUGCGGGGACUGCCUGUCUCAUCCCCAGUCAACGGCGCCAUUAACGGGCACGCUACAGAGUCUGUGAACUAUCGAAACUUUGCGAUGUCGCACUACAUUUUGGCCGCGCUGGAUCAACACUCCGCGGACUGGACGGACUAUACUAGCGCCUCGAGCCCGUACCUCCCACAAAGCCCUCCCUCCUCACUCUCUAUGAGUGCGCCGGAUGCCCACGUCCCGGGGUAUAUUCUUGACCGCCCACAGGCCUUUCCCGAUGAGCGCAUCGAGGCCGCUGUACGAUCCGCGCUCCCGACGGUGGCAGACGUUUGCUCCCGUCCUUCGGAUGGCCUUCCGGAGAUGGGGGUAUGGGUGUGCCCGCAGUGUGGGAGGGGCAUAGAUCCUCUGGAUCUGAACGUCGAUGAAAGGGCACUCAUCGGCGAGUACCUGGGCGUAGGAGAUGACUGCGGUGUUGUGGAGCGCGACGACGGUCGCGUGGAACUGGACCGUAUGAACCCUUGGCAGUAUAUGCGGCUGGUGGACUGCCUGGCAUGGGACCAUUUCGCGUCGCAUCUGCGCCAGGAAUGCAUUGUAUUUUGGUUCCCCAGUCCCGUUACUGCGUACAACUCUAAGCCCGCCAUGUGGUGGGAUGAAAACCGCCUCCGUCACCGUCAGGUGUAUAGGCCUCUGCGAUUGGAGAUAGAAGCUCUCGAGCGCACCGGCCAAUAUCAACUUCGUAUGUGGAAGGCGAAGAAGAUGUUACGUGUGGCGAAGCAAGGUAUUCACGCAGCCCGCUAUCACUUGACGCGUUGGCGGCGGGAGGCUGUGUCCGCGCGGGAGGCGCUGGUUCGCCAGAUGUUCGAGGCGGGUCGUAGCAUCGUCGAUACGGGGCUAGCUGUGGUGGAUCUUAUGGACGCGGAACAAGAGGACCCUGAGCGCGUCCAAUGGCAGGAAUCGCGCGAUGCCCAUCGCGCCGUUCGGCGCGAGUGGGAGACGCGCAAAGAGGAAUGGGCGAGCGAGUACCUAGGCCCUUGA